GGAACAGCUAAUAGGAGCAGCGGCAUUACCAUUAGCGAGGAAAGCAGCCAAGCCAGACAGAUACGGGGGCGUUGAAGUUUUUGGGUUUCGGGUUUUUGGAGGAGCAAGUAUGAUUAGUAUCACGCACACUACGUCCUUUGUUAUUGGUCGGGCGUCAGAGUGAGUGGCGAGUCGUGCACACCAGAGGACGAAACAACCACAGCCUUGAAUGGAUGAGCGCACGAUGAGGACGAUGGCAGGCUCUACUUGCUGUCUGCGCCUCACAGAGAAGUAAAAACAACACCUCAGCUUUUGCAUGGCGCAGGUUCGGGAUCUUUUGGUCGCUACAACUUGGCUCUAUAUGCCGCUCUUGCACCGCAUCAUUUGACCCCCUGUACCCACGAGUCGGGAUGCCCCCCGCAGAUGUGACUCCAUCCAUUCGCCAAGACGCACUCUGCCUUUUUCGAAACGGAGCUUGAUUUCCCAAGUGAGGCUAGCCGACCUUCAUGGUACCCCAUGGGACCAUUGUCGGGCCAGGCCCAUGUGGAAGAGGCGGGCUUCCUGUUGAGGGCGAGGAGAGCGAGCCAAAGAGCCGCUUUCCAAGUUGUAUAAAAGGAUCCAGGCUACCCGUCCUCUUCUCCGUGUAUCUCUGCUUCUGAGUAUUCAUCCCCUUUCCUCUUCACACUUUCCCAUCUUCAUUGUCCUUCUAUAUACCCCCCCUUCAGAUCACAAUGAAGUUCUCUCUUCUCACAUCCGCCGUGCUGGCCUCCACGGUCACUGCCUCAGCUCCUAUGAUGGAGAUGCAGGCCUCCAGCAAAAUGCAGGAGAUGAUGAGCCACAAGACUGCCCACCGUGAGGCCCAGCGUGCCAAGGGUGUCUUUGACAUUGACAGAUACGCCUCGUCCAACGCCACCAAGUGUGUCAACGGCAAGGCCGGCGAGUACUCGUGCAACAACAUUGACCUGCUCGACCACCUCACCUACCAGCAGCAGGGCUCCAAUGAGCGUGAAGGCAACGACAUCUGGGGCUGGACAUCCCCCGAUGGCCGUGAGUUUGCCAUUGUCGGCCACUCUGACGGCACCGGCUUCGUCGAGGUCCUCCCCGGCGGCCAGCUCAAGUUCAUUGCCCGCCUUCCCACACAGACGGGCAGCAGCAUCUGGCGUGACAUGAAGGUCAUUGACCACCACGUCUAUAUUGGCUCCGAGGCCCAAGGACAUGGCGUGCAGAUCUUUGACCUCAACAAGCUUCUUGACAUCAAAACCCCCAAGACCUUCGACAUCAAGAAGGACCUGACUGCUCUCUACACCGGCGUUGGCUCGUCGCACAACAUUGUUGCCAACCCCGAGACCAAGAGCAUCUUCAUUGUCGGCGCCGGCCGCAACGGCGGCUGCACCGCAUCCAACGGCGGCCUCGUCAUGCUCGACGUUGCCGACCCCUCCAAGCCCAAGCUGACCGGCUGCAACGGCAAGGACGGCUACGUGCACGAUGCGCAGUGCGUCGUCUACCGCGGCGUGGACAAGAAGUUCCAGGGCCACGAGAUCUGCUUCGGCUACAACGAGGACACGCUGACCAUCUAUGACGUGACCAACCGCACCUCGUCGGCCAUCAUCUCGCGUGUCACGUACGACGGCUUCAACGGCAAGGGCGCCUACACCCACCAGGGCUGGAACAUCGACAAGGACUUCAAAUACCUGCUGCUCGACGACGAGCAGGACGAGAUGAAGCGCGCCGGCGUCGGCCAGGACAGCCACACCACCACCUACAUCUUUGACAUCUCCUCGCUCGCCAACCCCACAUACACCGGCCAGUACAAGUCCCCCAUCCAGUCCAUCGACCACAACCAGUACAUCAUUGACGGCAUCUCCUACCAGGCCAACUACGGCUCUGGUCUCCGUGUUGUCGACGCCCGCUCCGUCCUCCAGGACCCUACUGGCGCCCAGAUGACCGAGCUUGCCAACUUUGACUGCUACCCCGAGGACGACGACGACUCGAAGGCCGAGUUCUUUGGUGCCUGGAGCGUCUACCCCUACUUCAAGUCGGGCACUGUUGUCAUUAACUGCAUCGAGCGUGGUCUCUUUGCUCUCAAGGUUAACAUCUAAAAAGUGCUGAAACCAACAAUCUAAAAAAAAGAAAAAGAUCAAACAAUGAACACACAACAAUGAACAUAUAUCUAUAUAUGUAUAUAUAUAAACUACCAUAUAUGACUGUACAUGAGAUGCUACUUAUACAUAUAUAGCAAGCCAAUUGGCUCUUAUAAUGAUAUACUUUCCUUCUAUGAAACACUGCUUUCUUACCUGCUCUACAUUGUCAUAACA
Messenger RNA from [Torrubiella] hemipterigena, 2294 nucleotides. The record is from the annotation of a GenBank genome assembly. Lineage: Eukaryota; Fungi; Ascomycota; Sordariomycetes; Hypocreales; Clavicipitaceae.